AUGCAUGACUAUAAUGCUGUUGGUCAAUCAUUGCCACCAGUUUUCAUAUUCCCUAGGGUAAGAAUGAGUGAUCUUCUUAUGAUUUUAGCUCCUGAGGGAAGCUUAGGUCUUCCUAAUUCAACACAAAGUGCUUGGAUAAAUUCAGUACUUUUUGUUAAAGUGCUCGAACAUAAUAAAAAUCAUAUUAGGUGUACUAAAGAAGACAAAAUAUUACUUUUAAUGGACAACCAUGAGUCUCAUUGUUCACUUGAGGCUGUUACUUAUGCAAAAGAAAAUGGUAUUAUGUUGGUAAAUUUUCCUCCUCACUGUACACAUACCUAA
Messenger RNA from Macrosiphum euphorbiae (potato aphid), 321 nucleotides. NCBI's taxonomy places the organism in Eukaryota, Metazoa, Arthropoda, Insecta, Hemiptera, Aphididae. The record is from the annotation of a GenBank genome assembly.